Molecule: messenger RNA, 2002 nt
Organism: Lytechinus variegatus (green sea urchin)
Lineage: Eukaryota; Metazoa; Echinodermata; Echinoidea; Temnopleuroida; Toxopneustidae
Product: centrosomal protein POC5-like
Cellular component (GO): centrosome
Source: RefSeq, a predicted model, not a curated record
AGGUUGACAGCUUACUAAAUAAAUUUGGUACUUUGAUAUCCCACUAGCGCAGUGGCAGUGUGUUGGACUGAGAAUCAAAAGAUUGGAGCAACAGAGGUUUGAAUCCCAGAAAGAGCAUUAUGUCUACAUCGACCGAGGCAGAUAGCAUCCCGAUGCUCCCUCCCGAUGAUUCUCCAGGAAGCUCCAUCUCCUCGAGUCUCCAGGAAGAAUACCAGGAGCUGCUGCAGUAUGCUGUAGUCACUCCACAUUAUGAUCCUUCUCAGCUCCCCCACACCCUUGCCGGUGCUGCUCAAUCGUUCCAACCCCAGAGACAGAUCAAAGACCAGCUCAUCUAUCUCCAGUCAAGCGAUGAGAGUAGUUCAGUGAGUGAACCAUCGGCAAAACUUGGAGAGAGCAUGGUUGCGACCCAUGGUUCCCAAAAUGGUGAAGAGCCCCCAACAGAUUCGCAGGAUGAAGGUUCUAGAGAUCAAGAGCUCCGUAGAAGGGACCUUACUGCUCCAGUCAAUGAAUUUAGGAGCCCGGUUAGAUCUUAUCCACCAGAAGAACUUGGAUCCAGUACUCCACCGUCCACGGACCAGUCUACUCUGACCAACCAGUCCAGCAGCCCUGGUUCUCCUGUUAUGGACCAAGACCUGGUCCGAAUGGAGAAGCUACUGGACAACUGGAGCCUUGAGCUCAAAAGGGGUGUUUUGGCUGAGCUGAGUCAAGCUAAGAUGCAGGUGAUAGAGAAAUCUCGGGUGGAUGCACGAUUACACGAGAAAAGGUCGGACAGAGACCUGAGACGGGUGCAGAAUGAGAUUGAGAAUCAGAAGGAGUUGCUUCACACUUUUGAGCAGUCCGUGGAACGCAAGGAUCACAUCAUCUCCAAUCUUACAAGAGCCGUCCAGAAAGAGAAAGAUCGCUUUCAGAUGCUCCGGCGAUUUGAAUCCUGGAAGCUAAGACACAGUGAAGAUAGGAGACAGGUGUUUACAAUGAAACUGGCAAAACGGCACCACGAGAAGCAUUUGAAAUCUAAGGUGUGGUCUGCCUGGCAUAGCAUCAUUGUUGCUAAAUGGAGACAGAGGGUAGAGAAGGCAUGCCAGACCAAGGCUCAAGAAGUCUGUAUGAAGCUCACCAAUGACUACGAGGCAAGGUUGGCUUCUUUGAACGAAGCCCUCGAAGCUGCUCGAGCCGAGGUGACCAAGCUCCAUGGUGAGAGGGAUUACUACGAAGAAUCGAUGAAGAAGGCCUUCAUGAGAGGUGUUUGUGCUCUCAACAUGGAAGCUAUGGCCAUGUUUCACGAUGGGGAGGAAGGCAGCGGACAGCCUCAGCCAUCUUUCCCACCGUCGGCACCCACCCCAGCAGCAGCUGCCCCUGUUCCUACCGCAGCUCCAGCCAGACCAUCACCAUCCGUCAAUACCACUUUGCUGGGAAGAUCUAAACCAAACUCUCAGCCCAUGUCCUCGCAGAGCCAGAGGGGCAGUGUUUCAGCUGUCAAGAAAACGGCCACCUGGAAAUCAUCGGAUAGUAAGACAGUGACUGCCAGAGUAAGCGGAAUGAGCGACUUGAAGACAUCCAGUGGCCUAAACCCGCCUAUGGCUUCGGUGGUGGUUGAACGUCAUCAUCCAAUUACCCAGCAAACCCUUGGUCACGCCACUGCUUCCCGAUAUCCAAUGUCGACAACCCAGAGCUUGCCGAGCCAUCUCAAAGGUGCUGCGUCCAAGAGUGGAAGUAGUAUGCCAUCUAGAAAGCAACCAACAGCAGUGACAGGGGCACCGACCGUUAAAGUAGUUCACUAAUCCGUUUCGGACAUGCCAAAUCCCACGUCUUGGCCAUGAGAGUCAUGCUUAUCCAGACUAUUGCUCGAUCCUCCCCCGAAUUUCUUUCACUUGCCUGUAUCUCAGCCUAUCCUCAUUAUAGGCACUGCCUGGGGAACGUUUCAUGAGAGGACUUGUCGGACGUUUUAUCCGACAAGUCCCAUUUUAUCUGACAGUUACCAUAGCAACAGUGCCUUUCAGCCAAU